This is a messenger RNA of Gadus macrocephalus (Pacific cod), 3193 nucleotides long. Its product is annotated as transmembrane and coiled-coil domain protein 3-like. Lineage: Eukaryota; Metazoa; Chordata; Actinopteri; Gadiformes; Gadidae. The transcript is spliced from 4 exons. Bases 108 to 1679 code for a protein of 523 amino acids. Gene Ontology annotation, cellular component: endomembrane system. The record is from RefSeq and is a predicted model, not a curated record.
UUUCAUUGUUUUUUGUGUUGAAUGUUGGGCACAGUGGACAUUAUGAGAGAGGUCGACAUGAGUUCAAGACCGUCGAUACAUUGAGUAUUUCCUUCAAAUUCUCUUUAAUGUGGAUCCAAGCCGGGACAAUGCCCAGCGCCAACGUAUCUGUGCGAAGUUUGGCUGAGGAAGAGAAAUACCUCAGCGGGCAGACGGCGGAGCGUGCGGGCGAGGGCAUGGUCCCGGGCGGCCCGGCCUCGCUGCGCCGCGGCUCCUCGGAGAACAACCUGGAGCUGGACCAGCCCGACGGUCCGUGUCCCGGGGGCGCGGCGCCGGAGAUCGUGCGCAGCCGCUCGUGCCUGGACAGCCUGCAGCAGAAGAUGCUGAUGGUGACGGAGCAGCUGAAGAUCGAGCAGACGGCGCGCGACGAGAACCUGGCCGAGUACCUGAAGCUGAUGAACAGCGCCGACAAGCAGCAGGUGGGCCGCAUCAAGCAGGUGUUCGAGAAGAAGAACCAGAAGUCGGCGCAGAGCAUCGCCCAGAUGCAGAAGAAGCUGGAGCAGUACCACCGCAAGAUGAAGGACAGCGAGAUCCUCGUCCCGACCGCCGGCCAGCACCCGGCGUUCUCCUCCCCCCCCAACGCCUACCACUCCUCCUCGGGCAAGCACAGCACCAUACCUCGCGAGUCGCCCAAGGAACUGCUGCGGGACGUGACGGGCAGCGGGCGCCACCCCACCAUGGACAAGAUCAAGACCAUCGGUCCGGGCGUCUCCCUCUCGCCGCCCUUCUUCUUCAGCAAGCCCCGGGAGUUCGCCAACCUCAUCAGGAACAAGUUCGGCAGCGCCGACAACAUCGCCCACCUCAAGACCUCCAUGGACACCACCUCGUCGUCGUUCCCCAGCGGCGGCGGCGGCGGCGGCGGCGGCGGCGGGGGCAGCGGGGCGGACAAGGGCCUGAGCAACAGCACGUCCAUGGUGGCCAAGACCAAGUACACCAGCGACGACGAGUGCUCGUCCGGCAGCGCCUCGGUGUCGGCCGACAGCAACGGCAACCUCCUGGGGGCCGGCGGGGUCUCGUCGGGGGCGGGGCAGGCGCAGGACGCGGCGGGCGGGGGCGCGGGCCGACUGGCCACCACGCUGGAGGAGGUGAAGGAGAUCCGCGAGGCUCAGAGCCAGCUGGACGAGGACCUGGGGGAGUUCAAGGGGCAGUUCCAGAGGGACUACGGCGUGCUCAACCAGACGCUGCAGGAGGAGCGAUACAGGUACGAGCGCCUGGAGGACCAACUCAACGACCUGACGGAGCUGCACCAGAACGAGAUGUCCAACCUGAAGCAGGAGCUGUCCAGCAUCGAGGAGCGCGUGGCCUACCAGGCCUACGAGAGGGCGCGGGACAUACAGGAGGCGCUGGAGUCGUGUCAGACGCGGGUCUCCAAGCUGGAGCUGCAGCAGCAGCAGCAGCAGACGGUGCAGCUGGAGAACCACGACGCGCGCGUGCUGCUGGGCAAGAGCAUCAACAUCAUGCUGGCCAUCGUCACCGUCCUCCUGGUGUGCGUGUCGACCGCUGCCAAGUUCGCCGCGCCGCUCAUGCGCAGCCGGCACCACCUGAUGGUCACCGUGCUGGGCGUGUGCUUCCUGGCCGUGUUCUGGAGGAACUGGGACCGCCUGCAGUGUGCGUUGGAGAGGAUGCUGGUGCCGGCCUGAAUGGGGGGCGGGGGGGGGGUAGGGGAAGGGUCACCACCCCCCCCCGCCCCCCCUGUCGACAAACACAGAACAGUUCUCCAACACUAAUGAUGUCGGAAGAGGCUCCGAGCUGUCACUAAGGGCUUUCUUUCGGAGGAUUGGUUGUACAAUCGUCCGGAGGCGUGGUGAGUCUGCUCACUGAGCACAUGCUUUGGCGGUACGAUUCGAACAAAUGGUUAAUAAUCUUCCUCAUCUCAAAUGUGCACGUGCCACUAACAUUUUUUUUUAAAUGAGAAUCAUUUUUAUUGAAGGAGGACAUUAAAAGGUGUGCGUUCCAUACACACCAACUUUUAAUUCGAUGGAGAGUAACGGAUUGUUAACGUAAGUAGUCGUUUAUAAUGUGAUUGGUCUUGAUAUGUGUCUUAACUGCGCCUAACUUUAAAUUUCAGAUACCCAACAAACCCAAUAUAAGGGUGUAUCAAGCAAGUGGAUCCCAGUUCUCUCAUCGUAGAGAUGCUGUUUAAUCUUAAAACCAUGAAAUACUAUUGGUUAACACGUCUUUUCCCUAUGCAGUCUCAUUUUAACUUGCACCAAUGAAGAGGGUACACAUACAUGGACACAACUGAAGACAGUUGGGAGACUGGAAUGCAUGGAUCUUUUACUUGUUUUUUGUCUUCUCACUAUUGCCUCAUCUGUCCAUUGUGGUCGGCCAUUUUCUUAGAGUUUCUCUGUUUACACUUCCAGAUUCCUUUCUAUGAGUGCAAUAUGUUUGAGUUAUUUGAUCAUUUUAGUUUUUUUUAACGACCACUGUUUUAAAAAAAACAAAAAGGUUUGAAUGUUGUGUGGGAGGGGGUUCGGAGUAUGAGGUGGGAGUAUUUAAUGUCUGCGAGGGAGAUCCACCCACACUGCGGCCAGCUGGUGUCUCCAGGGCCGAGAAGCUAUCUAACGGCCCUGUUAUCGCUUCGUGACUUAACAUUUGGUUUGUUCUGUUAAACAAAGCCACACACACACACACACACACACACACUCUCAGUGUGUGUGUGUUUUUGAAACGUACAUGUAUAAUAUCUUUUGUGUUUUUAAUAUCUUAAUAAUUCUUAUGGUAGUCUUAACAUUGAUUGAGUAGCAAAAGGUGACACUGUGAAGUAUGUGUUGUGUGUUUAUGAAAGAGCACGUGGUGCAAAGUGAGGACUUGUUGAAUGAUGACCAUGUAUUCAUGAAGCAACCAUUCUGAACACGAGUCAGAGCGGGCCAUGGUCAAUGUUUUUUAAGUUCUUUGGUCUGCCAUAACAACAUUGUUUUUGUCUUUAUUUUGUAUUUCUUUCGUUUUUUACCUCUGUAUUCCACUUUUGACCGUUGUUCGACCUUUGAUUUUGGGAUGAAGACGUCCCUCUACAGCUGUAAUAGAGCUGGUUUACACACUUGGCACAUCCUGCACACUGUGUGAUCAAUACAUCCAAUACUGUCAUGCUACAGGUGCCUUUGUCUGGCAGCAUUUUUUUUGUUUGUUAAUUAAACAAGCCUUUCAAUUAAAA